AUGGACAAGCUUGGAAUCAUUUUGCCUCCCGGGGGGAGCGCAUCCUCUGCAUCCUCUGCUCUAGUCACUAACGCUUCCCGUAGGGUGAACUUCACGUCAUCAGCAGCACUGACGAAGCCCAGUAAGGAUCUACCAUUACGGUCAGCGCUACAAAAACAGGAAUCACAGGCUAGUAUCUCUUCAGGACUGAGGAAGUCUUCUUCGGUGUCUACAAGAGGGCCGGCGCAGGCACAUCGGCCACUGUCCAGCCACAAGGGAAACCACAGUGAUAAUUCGCGACAAAAAGGGGCUGAUGGCUUUUCGUUCUCCAGUGUGCAGGCCGCAGGCGGUGCGCAGAAGUCUCUGGGAAGCGAAGUGGAAUACUGGUCGUACUCACCACCGACCCCAAGUGUAGCACAUCGUGCUUUCCCUUCUGCCUCAAGACAUGAUGGACCUUCUAGUGGAUCGGAGAAACCUGUUGACGGCGGCGUUUCGCGCUCAUGGAAGACGAGCAGACCCGAGAGGCUCCACGACGUACGCUCCUCAAAUAUCCUCGACAGAGGAAAAACCGAUUCGCCCGGAGCGGCAGCCUUGCGCCAGGCCUUGCAUUCCCUGAAUGACGAAAAUCAGGAGGCCUACGAGCAGCUGGAAGACUCACCAGAGUGGCAGGAAGUUGACGAUGCGCAGGAGUCACAGGGAGCCAAUGAUGCCAUUGCAGGGGCGCUAUGGAAGAAGCGGAUACCUCGCUCAGCCCAUUAUCCCAUUUGCUGUCGAACUGCUCGUGAACGCUGCGCGUAUACAACGAGUGACGAUUGGGCUAUUUUUGCGCUGCACAACCAAUACGUGCGCCCCCUAAGGGACCGCGAGUGGUUGCCAGGCGAGCCAUGCAUAAUCAGAACGGACUCAUUCGAGCUGCCUCCUGGUGCUUGCAAGUUCUCUGAGAGUACAUGCGGGCUUUCCGCCACUGCCUUCAACAGCUUUGUUUUCCCUAAUCCGCCAAGACAGUUCCUUAUGUCUUAUAGAGGAGCUGCCAGCACUGUGCCAUUUGCCAUGCCCUCUGGAAGCAUGAGAACUGGCCGAGCCCGCGGAAGAAGUCGGGCUUUCAUUUCUCAACUGACACAACAGCAGCUUCUGGAUCUAGAGAGAAUGCUAUGGUUUGAUCCUGAGCCUCGUUUGGAUAGGCCCUUCCGACUUUACGCUGAUUCGAAGGGAUGCCUCAAGGGUCGAAUCCACGAUAUCGGACACAUAAUGAGGUGUGGGUGGUAA
Messenger RNA from Cyclospora cayetanensis, 1245 nucleotides. RefSeq lists its product as uncharacterized. The record is from RefSeq and is a predicted model, not a curated record. The coding region runs from base 1 to 1245 and encodes 414 amino acids. The transcript has 5 exons. NCBI's taxonomy places the organism in Eukaryota, Apicomplexa, Conoidasida, Eucoccidiorida, Eimeriidae.